GCUAAUCGGUCACGUGACCUGGGAGCAACAGUAUAUUGUGUUGGUGUGAAAGACUUCAAUGAGACCCAGCUGGCUAGAAUUGCCGACAGCAAAGAUCAUGUCUUUCCAGUGAAUGACGGUUUUGAAGCCCUUCAGGGGAUCAUAGACUCUAUUUUGAAGAAAUCCUGUAUAGAAAUUCUGGCAGCAGAGCCUUCCAGUAUAUGUGCAGGGGAGUCGUUUCAGGUUGUCGUGAGAGGAAACGGAUUUCGACAUGCCCGUAAUGUUGACAGAGUGCUCUGCAGUUUCAGGAUAAAUGACACAGUUACUCUCAAUGAGAAGCCUUUUGUAGUAGAAGAUACCUACUUACUCUGUCCAGCACCUGUGCUACGAGAAGUUGGCAUGGAAGCAGCUCUCCAAGUCAGUAUGAACGAUGGUCUGAGCUUCAUCUCCAGCUCCGUCAUCAUCUCCAGCACGCACUGUUCAGAUGGGACGAUCCUGGCUAUCGCUUUGUUGAUCCUCUUCCUCCUGCUGGCGUUGGUUCUUCUCUGGUGGUUCUGGCCUCUUUGCUGCACAGUGAUCAUCAAAGAGCCUCCCCCCCCUCCUGCAGAAGACAGCGAG
Phaethon lepturus (White-tailed tropicbird) is the source of this 597-nucleotide messenger RNA. Its product is annotated as anthrax toxin receptor 1-like. Gene Ontology annotation, molecular function: signaling receptor activity. The record is from RefSeq and is a predicted model, not a curated record. The annotation marks the transcript as partial. Lineage: Eukaryota; Metazoa; Chordata; Aves; Phaethontiformes; Phaethontidae. Gene Ontology annotation, cellular component: membrane. The transcript has 8 exons.